CUCUACCUGUCUGUUUGGUUUGCCUAAACAAGUUUGAAAGUGGAGCACUGGACGACUAAUGAAUUAUUGUGGGGAAGUCAAGACAGCAAGGUGUAUAAAUGUGUGUACUUGUGCAUGCGAUUUAUCUUUUAUAUAUGCAAACUAACUGACUGUGUUAGCGAAUGAGAUGGAUGAGUACAAAUAAAGAGACGUCAGUAUUUUGCAUGUUGUCGCUUAUUAGUGCACCAGAUUGACAAAGGCACCUGGGGUGUGGAAGUGAAAUGGUUAAAAACAUUAUCCUGGAGUAGUAUCCCGGACUCAACAAAUGAAACAAUUAAAAUCAUAAACUGUUUUUGAGUUUUUUUUCCUGAAACUUACAGAGGUGUUUGCACCACGAGGGCAUCAGAUCGCAGCAUUUUUUGGCUGCUACAGGAAGGGAUGCUGCUUUUCUUCAUUUUUUUGGUAAGGUGCAGUCGCGAAAAACGGUAAUGCUGGAAAAAAUUGAAUGACUCCGCAGGGUUACUUAUGUAUGGUGCUGGUUUGCCUUGGAAACGUGCAUAAGUUGUGUCGCACUUAUUAUUCAAGAGCACGGAGAAAGUGACGCAAACUAAAAUUCUGAACUUAUUUUGUUUCCAAAACACCGGUCAGAGAGGCAGCGAAGAGUGGACUUACCUAGAAUUUGUGACGAUACCCUAUUGGAAACAGACGAGGAGAUUUUUGCACUUUAAACAGUGGAUGCUAAAGGUUGCACCGGGCCACUGAAUCCUCGCCGUUUCUUACAGGGAGUCGCCGAUCUGAGCAGGCCGCGCUCCGGUGUGAAUUUCCAAUAGAUGGCACCUCGGCUGCAGCUGGAGAGAGCCGCUUGGCGUUGGGUCGAAUCAGUCCGACCCGAGGAUGUUACAGCCGAGAACAUCGAGACGGCGUACCGUGUACUGUUGGAGGGAUGCAAAAGAGGGGCGUGCAGAAGAAACUGCAAAGGAAACCCAAACUGCCUUGUUGGUAUAGGUGAACAUAUAUGGUUAGGAGAAAUUGAUGAGAAUACCUUUCACAACAUCGAUGAUCCUAAUUCUGAAAGGAGAAGCAAGAACACUUUUGUAGGCCUGACAAAUCUUGGUGCAACCUGCUAUGUAAACACAUUUUUGCAGGUGUGGUUUCACAAUCUAGAAAUGAGACAGGCAAUAUAUCUGUGUCAAAAUUCCAGAGCAGAAGAAUUUGCUGUUGAAGAUGAUACAGAUUAUGAACCACAAGAAAUAUGUGAACAUCUUCAGUACCUGUUUGCAUUGUUGCAGAAUAGUAAUCGAAGAUACAUAGACCCUUCUGGACUUGUCAAAGCACUUGGAUUAGACACGGGACAACAGCAGGAUGCUCAGGAAUUUUCUAAGCUCUUUCUAUCCUUACUGGAGGACACACUAUCAAAGCAGAAAAAUCCAAAUGUACAAAAUAUCAUACAGCAACAGUUCUGUGGACAGUUUGCCUAUAUUACUGUGUGCAACCAUUGUGGCAGAGAAUCACAACUCUUAUCCAGAUUCUAUGAACUAGAGCUCAAUAUUCAAGGUCAUAAGCAACUCUCUGACUGUGUCACUGAAUUUCUUAAGGAAGAAAAGCUAGAAGGGGACAAUCGUUAUUUCUGUGAGAACUGCCAGAGUAAACAAAAUGCUACCAGGGAAAUUAGACUGCUAAAUUUACCUCAUACUCUGAACUUUCAACUUAUGCGUUUUGUCUUUGACAGACAAACAGGUCACAAGAAGAAACUGAACACAUAUAUUGGUUUUCCUGAAAUUUUAGAUAUGGGACCAUUUCUGGAGAAAAAAGAUGAAAAGUGUGUUUAUGAGCUGAACGCGGUGCUGAUACACAGAGGGGUUAGUGCAUACUCUGGCCACUACAUAGCUCAUUUACGAGAUGGCAGAACAAAUGACUGGUAUAAAUUUAAUGAUGAAGAGAUUGAAAAAAUGGAAGGGAAAAAACUUCAACUUGGAAGUGAAGAAGAUAUAGAACCUUCUAAAUCCCAGACACGCAAACCUAAAUGCAUUAAAGGAUAUCAUUCUUCACGGAAUGCAUAUAUGUUGGUUUAUAAACGCCAAGUGGAAGAAGUAAGCCAUUCUGAGCCCAAUGUUCAAGUUCCAGACUUUCUGCAGAGGUUAGUGGAUCGAGAUAACCGAAAGUUUGAAGAGUGGUGUCAUGAAAUGGCUGAAAUGAGGAAACAGAGUGUUGACAAAGGCAAAGCAAAACAUGAAGAGGUGAAGGAGAUCUACGAAUUGUUACCUGCUGGAGACGGUCAGGCUUUUGAGUUCAUUCCCCUUGAGUGGUUGCGAAAAUGGCUAGAUGAUUCUACUGUUACAAAGCCUAUUGAUAACUCAAAGUUUAGCUGCUGUCAUGGAAAACUUCACCCAGAUAAAAUUGAAGAUGUUAAGCGAAUAUCUCAAAAAGCUGCUGACAUCUUCUUCAACAGAUAUGGAGGUGGUCCCAGAUUAGACAAUUCUUCUCUUUGUAGAGAAUGUGUUGUGGAGCGAUGCAGGGUCUUACGAUUGAAAAACCAGUUAAAUGAAGAUUACAAAGUUAUUUCAAACAUGGUAAAAAUUUCAAACAAUAGCAACCAGGGAUAUUGGAUAGGUAAAGCUUCUCUUCGAAGCUGGAGGCAGUUAGCACUUGAGCAGUUAGAAGAGGAAGAUGAUGAACUAAAGCAUACAAAUGGCAAACCAAAUGGAGAGAGCAUUUCUGUCUUAGAUGCUGGAGGUGCAGGAGAUAAAAAAGAUGAUAAUGAUGAUGAAAAUUUAAACUUCAAUGAAGAUAUUCUGUGUUCACAUGGUGGGCUUUGUACAUCAGAAAAUGAGAGAAAACUUGUUUCUAAUGAAGUGUGGAACAGACUGAAAACAUAUUUUCCGAAAGCUCCUGAAUUUCCUGCCAGGCAGGAGUCUUGCCCAAAAUGCAAGACAUUGGAAAGAGAGUGUGAAGAAAGUGAAGCAUUAAACAAAAUGAUAGCAAAUGAUCAGAAAAUGGCUCUUCUUAAUCUUUUUCAGGACAAAAAUCGACCCAGUUUACAAAAAUGGCCUACGGAGACAGAUCACCUGUAUAUUGUGUCUUUGUUUUUUGUUGAAGAAUGGAGAAAAUUUAUCAGGAGACCUGGAAGAUGCACCCCAGUGUCAUCAGUUGCAAAUGGUGCUCUACUCUGUCCUCAUGGUGGCUUAAUGUUUACUUAUGAGUCCAUGUCCAAAGGAGACGCAAAACAUGUAGCUGUUUUAUGGCCCAGCGAAUGGGAAAUCAUUAACAGAUUCUUUCUUGUGGAUCAGACGAUUAAACUUUCCAGAACUACAGACAAACCUCAACAAGAUGCUUUACAUAUUGAGUUUCAGACUGACCCAGAUCUUUGUUUAGAAUGUAGGGAAGGUUUGCUUUUUCAACAGCAACGUGAUUUACGUGAAUAUACACAAGCAACAGUGUAUAUCAGGAAAAUUGUGGACAAUACAAAGAUAAUGAAAGAUGCUGCACCAGAGCUUAAUGUGAGUGGUUCAGAAGCUGAAGAUGAAAGAGAAGUAAAAAUAGGAGACAACGAUCCAGAUUUUAACCAGAUUAACAAUGGAGCAAAGCGCCAAAAGCUAUCUGUGCCAUCUUCAGGAUCAUGUACCCUCAGUAGUUCAUUUAUUAGUCAUCAGAAGCAAGGAAUAAGAAGAAGUACUCGACAUAGAAAGGUUCGAGGCGAAAAGGCACUUAUUGUUUCAGCUAAUCAGACACUGAAAGAGCUUAAGAUACAGAUUAUGCAUGCAUUUUCUGUAGCUCCAUUUGAUCAAAAUCUUUCUGUUGACGGGCGUUGUUUGACUGAAGAUUCUGCAACCUUGGGUAGUUUGGGAGUUGUUCCCGAGUCUGUUAUAUUUCUCAAGGCUGAUGAGCCAAUAGCCGAUUAUUCAGCAAUGGAUGAUGUAUUGCAAGUCUGUAUGCCAGAAGAAGGUUUUAAAGGAACUGGACUUUUAGGCCAUUGAGAAUCUGCAUUUCUAAGAAGGUGAAAUACUUCAGAAGACCAAAACACAAACAUGUUUGAUUGGAGGCAGCUAAUAAAGACAGGCUAGAUUGCUUGCCACUGUUAUUCACUCUGGAGAUGCUUUGCUUUUUCUAUUUAAAAAGAAUAGUUUUUACAGUUUUUUUAAUGACAUUUCCAUUGAUGACUUUUUCAAAUGGUUUCUCCUGUUGGUGUUUGCUUAUACAUUGUUUAUUGCUCAUACUAAAUUAAGACAAGAAAAUACACUUUGAAACAUCAUGGUAUAAAAACUGUAAGUAUUUUGUGUCUUUACUCAUUAUCAGAUCAAAAUGCUAAUUUUCUAAUAAUUUAAAGAAAGCUAUUGGAUUAUUAAUUUGUAUUUUUCCAGUGGUGGAGAUAUUUUAGUUUUCUAUUAUUAAAGAUGCAUGAAUAUUUUAAACAUUAAAA
Molecule: messenger RNA, 4396 nt
Organism: Erpetoichthys calabaricus (reedfish)
Lineage: Eukaryota; Metazoa; Chordata; Cladistia; Polypteriformes; Polypteridae
Gene: usp48
Product: ubiquitin specific peptidase 48
Exons: 27
Coding region: 810-3953 (1047 amino acids)
Biological process (GO): protein deubiquitination
Cellular component (GO): nucleus; cytosol
Molecular function (GO): cysteine-type endopeptidase activity; protein binding; cysteine-type deubiquitinase activity
Source: RefSeq, a predicted model, not a curated record